GUGAGCUGUGCUGGAUCCGGACUGAGGAGAAGCCAUGGAGGAGGAGGAUGGAGACAGGGCCUCUCCAGGUCAUGGGUGGGAGGCAGGAAAGGAAAGGGAGAACCUUCAAGUGCUGAAGGAACGUGGUCAGUUGCCAGGUGAGGAAGAAACAACUGGGGCUCAAGAUGGAAGGAAGAACCAAAGGAGGGAGAGGAGGAAUAAAUCUGGGGUUUCUCGUGGCAGUGACAGCCCUGAAAUCCCAGCUGCCGAUAAGCCACAGAAAGCAUCGGGAAGGGUCAAGUGCCCCACGUGUGGGGAAAGCUUUGCUAACAAAAUUGGGUUUGCAAAUCACCGGAGAACUCACACCGUGGAGAAGUCCUUGGGAUGCUGGCAGUGUGGGAGCAUCUUCAGUAAGCAGAGUUGGCUUGCUGACCAUCUAAGAAUUCACACAGGAGAGAGACCCUUUCAGUGCCUGGAGUGUGGCAAGAGUUUCCGUGUGAAAUAUUCAUUUACUUUGCAUCAAAGAAUACACACAGAAGAGAAACCCUUCAAAUGUAUGGAGUGUGGAAAGAGCUUUACACAAGGUGUGCAACUGACUGUACAUCAGAGACUUCACACGGGGGAGAAAUCAUUUGAAUGCUUGGAGUGUGGAAAGACCUUUCGAUCGAAGGAACUAUUGACUACUCAUCAAAGAAUACACACAGGAGAGAAACCCUAUGAAUGCUUGGAGUGUGGAGAGAGCUUCACUCAGAGCUCAACUCUUGCUAGCUAUCAAAGAAUUCACACGGGAAAACCAUAUGAAUGUCUUGAGUGUGGAAAGGGCUUCAGGAGAAAAGGAGCACUUAAUAUACAUGAAAGAAUCCACACAGAGGAGAAACCAUUUAAAUGCCUUGAGUGUGGAAAAAGUUUCUCUGAUAAAGGGAACUUCAGUAAACAUAAAACAAUCCACACAGUGGAGAAACCAUUUAAAUGCUUGGAGUGCGGAAAGAGAUUCUCUCAAAUUGGCUAUCUUACUUCUCACCAAAGAAUUCACACCAUGGAGAAACCUUUUAUGUGCCUCAAGUGUGGGAAGAGCUUCAGGAGGCGUGAGCACCUUGACUCCCAUGAAAUAAUUCACACUGGGGAGAAGCUCCAUAAAUGCCUGGAGUGUGGAAAGAGUUUUGGUCGGAGAGAUGUGCUUCAUUCCCACCAAAAGAUGCAAAUAGGGGACAGGCCAUAUAAAUGCCUGGGGUGCGAUAAAAGCUUCUAUUGGCUGUCUCACCUGACCAAGCAUAAGAGAAACCAUACAGAAGAGAAACCUUUCAGAUGCCAGGAGUGUGGGAAAGCCUUCCGUCAGAAGACAGCCCUUACUAAUCACAGGAGAAUUCACACAGGAGAGAAACUGUAUAAAUGCUUGGAGUGUGGCAAGGACUUCACUCACUGAUCAAAUCUCACUUGCCAUCAGAGAAUUCACAUGGGGGAGAAACCGUUCAAAUGCCUGGAGUGUGGAAAGAGCUUCAGUAGCAAGGCCUACCUGAUGUCCCAUCAAAACAUCCCUUCUGGGAAGGAACUGUUUAAGCGCCCGAAGGCGCCAAUCCCAAAGUGCGCCUGCGCCCCGGAGCGCCGAGCGAGCAGCGCUGCGGGGAAUCGGGCGGCCGUGAGACCGACGGCGGGGACUCGCCUGCCCGGGGGAUCCGGGGUCGGGGUCGGGGUCGGCCCAGCGGGCUCCGCGGCGCUGGGGGAGGCGGAAGGGAGAGGCAUUCUGGUAGGCAGGGGGCUUCCUCAACUUCAAGAACCCACCCUGGAGGACCCAGAUGAACACGUGUCAUGUGAAAGGAGCCUCAGAGAGGGCAGAACAUUGAUGAUCUUACUGUUUGGGGUGCAAUAUAAGAUUAUGGAAGGUGGGCAGAGCUUCAGUGAAGGUGGCCGCUGUGCUAAAGAUGGAAGAGUUAACAUUGGAGAGCAGCCACAUAAGUGCAUGGGAAGUGGAAAAAGUUGUGAUAUAUGUGCCAACCUUAAUACACAUGAAGGAAUUCAUGUGGGGGAGACGCCACAGAUAUGUAUGCAACAUGGCAUGUACUGCAGUGAAAUUACAGGUCAUACCCAACAUCUAAGAACCCACACUGGGAAAAAGCCAUAUAAAUGCAUGGCAUGUGGAAAGGGCUUCAAACAGAAUUCUCAUCUUACUGCACAUGCAAGAACCCACAGUGAAGAGAUGCCAUAUAAAUGUACAGAAUGUGGGAAGAGCUUCAGAAAGAAUUGUAUUCUUAUUGCACAUGCAAGAACCCACACUGGGGAGAAACCAUUUAAGUGCAUGGAAUGUGGGAAGUGCUUCAGUGUAAGUGGAGGUCUGUCUCAACAUCAAAGAACCCACACUGGAGAAAGGCCAUAUAAAUGCUUGGAAUGUGGGAAGUGCUUUAAACUUAAUGGUCAUCUUUUAAAACAUGCAAGAACCCACACUGGGAAGAAGCCAUAUAAAUGCAUGGCAUGUGGAAAGGGCUUCAAACAGAAUUCUCAUCUUACUGCACAUGCAAGAACCCACAGUGAAGAGAGACCAUAUAAAUGUACAGAAUGUGGGAAGAGCUUCAAAAAGAAUUUUAUUCUUAUUGCACAUGCAAGAACCCACUCUGGGGAGAAGCCAUUUAAGUGCAUGGAAUGUGGGAAGUGCUUCAGUGUAAGUGGAGGUCUGUCUCAACAUCAAAGAACCCACACUGGGGAGAGGCCAUAUAAAUGCUUGGAAUGUGGGAAGUGCUUUAAACUGAAUGGUCAUCUUUUAAAACAUGCAAGAACCCACACUGGGGAGAGGCCCCAUGAAUGCAUUACAUGUGGAAGCAGAUUCAAAGUGAAGUCUCAGCUUACAAUACAUGAACGAACACACACUGGUGAGAAGCCAUACAAAUGUCUGGAAUGUGGGAAGAGCUUCAAUCGGAGUGGAUCUCUUGCUUGUCAUCAAAAAAUCCACACUGGGAAGGGGCUAUAUCAAUGCAUGGAAUGUGGAAAGUGCUUCAAUGCAAGUGCAAGUCUCACACAGCAUCAGAGAAUCCACACUGGGGAGAAGCCAUAUACUUGCAUGGAAUGUGGGAAGAGCUUCAGUCAGCAUGGAGGACUUUCUAGGCAUCGAAAAAUCCACACUGGGGAGAUGCCAUAUAAGUGCAUGGCAUGUGGAAAGGGCUUCAAUUGGAGAGGAGCUUUAACUGUACAUCAAACAAUCCACACUGAGGAAAGACCGUAUGAUUGCAAGGAAUGUGGUAAGCAGUUCCGCUUACGUGGAGCUCUUGCUGCGCAUCAGAAAAUCCAUACUGGGGUGAGGCCACACAAAUGCAAAGAAUGUGGAAAGAGCUUUAGUAGGAAUGGAACUCUUACUAGCCAUCAGAGAACCCACACUGGGGAGAAGCCUUAUAAAUGCAUUGAAUGUGGAAAUAGCUUCAGUUGGGGUGGAGCUCUUUCUAUGCAUCGAAGAGUCCACACUGCAGAGCGGCCAUACAAAUGCAUGGAAUGCGGAAAGAGCUUUAGUAGGACUGGAAGCCUUGCUAGUCAUCAGAGAACCCACACUGGGGAGAAGCCUUAUAAAUGCAUUGAAUGUGGAAACAGCUUCAGUCGGGGUGCAGCUCUUUCUGUGCAUCAAAGAAUCCACACUGGAGAGCGGCCAUACAAAUGCAUGGAAUGCGGAAAGAGCUUUAGAAGGAAUGGAACUCUUGCUAGGCAUCAGAAAAUUCAUAUCUAUCCGCCGCGGAGCCCGCCGGGCAGACCCCGACCCCGGAUCCCCCGGGCAGGCGAGUCCCCGCCGUCGGUCUCCCGGCCGCCCGAUCCCCGCAGCGCUGCUCGCUCGGCGCUCCGGGGCGCGGGCGCACUUAGCGAUUGGCGCCGUGGGGAGAAAAGGAAGAAGCGGAUCCCGGAAUCCCCGCUGGAUCCUCCCGAUUGCCUGUGGUUUGGAACGGAGCAGGAUCCCCGAAACCGCGACUGA
Molecule: messenger RNA, 3922 nt
Organism: Varanus komodoensis (Komodo dragon)
Lineage: Eukaryota; Metazoa; Chordata; Lepidosauria; Squamata; Varanidae
Product: zinc finger protein 729-like
Biological process (GO): regulation of transcription by RNA polymerase II
Cellular component (GO): nucleus
Molecular function (GO): RNA polymerase II transcription regulatory region sequence-specific DNA binding; DNA-binding transcription factor activity, RNA polymerase II-specific
Source: RefSeq, a predicted model, not a curated record